This is a messenger RNA of Syzygium oleosum, 1788 nucleotides long. RefSeq lists its product as uncharacterized. The record is from RefSeq and is a predicted model, not a curated record. The coding region runs from base 385 to 1359 and encodes 324 amino acids. Lineage: Eukaryota; Viridiplantae; Streptophyta; Magnoliopsida; Myrtales; Myrtaceae. The transcript has 11 exons.
ACCCCCGCCACGCCAUCGCGGCCAUUCCAAUUUCUCUCUCCCCGUCCUCCCUCCACCGCCUUCGUUGCUUCCCCGGUACGCCAUCUCCUUCCUCCGCUCGCCCCCCUCUUCCUCCUCCGUUCCGUUACAGUUCGGGCGUCGCCUCUCGCCUCUCGCCGGCGGAGCUGAAGAUCGACACGCUGCGCAGCGAUAGCCGGCUGCGGGGACGGGGAGGAGCUGGAGCUUCGGCCUCUCGGUUUCUUUCUUCUUCUUCUUCUUCUUCCUUUGAGUGGAGCGAGAGCGAGCGAGCGAGCGUGCGUGCCCCUAGGGUUACGGAUUCGGAGGCCUUGUGGUGUUGCGACUUUCCAUUGCUAUGAAAUUGGAGGUGUCGCCGUCGGGAGGAAAAUGCCGAAAGCUGCUUGUUCGACGCCCCGGAGCUCCGCUUACCUCAGCGCUCUGUCUCUGGAGAUCGAGAGAAAGCUUCAGCGGGCUCUAGCUUCCGCAUCACAGAGGCGCAACUUGUUGCAAGAGCUGUUUGCCGAUGUAGCAUUGGAGGUUGACGAUAGAGCGAAAGAUAUAAUUCUCAGCAGGGAAGAAGAUUCGAUAUUGCCUGCUGAUGAUAGCGUUCAUGGUCAAUUAUGCUACUUUGACAUCCUUGCCGAUUACUACGUUUGCUCGCCGGAGAGUGGAAAACCUAUUCUUGAUAUGAUUGUGCAGCUCUGGAGUCAGUCAUUUGCAUCUCAUAUUUUCUCCCUUUUGUUCCACAAAUGGCUUUUUGAAGUUCAAGUCGAGAAUCCGGAGGUGCUACUGCGUUACUCAUCAGCUCUUGUUCAAGGUGCUACAAAUGUUUUCUGGAUUGACAUCCAGACGAAUACCAGGCGGUUUCAGACCCUCUUUUGUUAUCUACUUGAAGAAAUUGUAUUGGAACCAACACGGCUCAAUAAAAUUCCUGCGCAGGCCCAGCGAGAUCUGUAUCUGUUACUUUCAAGAUUCAUGUUCUUCUACAACUCAGCUGAUAAACUCGAAAGCUUCUUGAAGAAUUGCCCUCCUUUCUCAAAUGCUUUCCUGGUUGGUGGUCCGGCAGAUAUAUUUGUCAUUGAACUUUCAGACCAGCUCCAGAAAUUGAAGGUGGAGCCUGUGCUUAUCCAUUAUCUAUCGCAACUCAAGUAUCUUCAGGGCAUGGAACUGCGAAUGGCUACUAGUACAAGGUUGAAAGCUUGUUUGUAUAGCUUCACCUCUCCUGGAGGUCCAAUGUAUCCCACAAGAGCUGUUCGCCAUGCCGCUUGGGAUGCGCUAGAUCUGCUUUUUCCAGUGGGAGGCCAAAGAGCACAGGAGCUCUUCCUGCUGAUGCUCAGAAGGCAAGAGGGCCUGAUGGCAUAGUUGCUUCAUAAAAUGUGUAUUUUAACUGGUAGAUGUAUAUGUUUCGUUUCUGGAGGAAUGAGCAAGGUGCUGGAGCUGCUGCUUUUUCCCCCUUUUUUAUUCGGUUGUAAUUUGAAGAAACGCUGAGAUAGAAUCGUUUGAAUAUGGAGCAUGUCAUGCACCAAAAAGGUUCCGUUUAUCUGUUGUGCCCCGAGCCAGCCGGAGAAAAAGAGAGGACGGGCUAAUUAAGAGAUGAGGACAGCUGAUCAUGGGCUGCCCGCCUAUUGAGCCCGCCUUAGCAGCCCAAGGGUAUUCUAUGAGCCUGAUGUUUUGUGUAAAAAAGAUGCUAAAACGCUUUUAAAUAUGGGCGAUUGGCGUACCCGCUACGAUGUUAGAAUCGUUAAACUCCCUUCCAUUGGACAAUUUACAACAGUUAUUUUUAUGUGUCAA